GGAUGCAUCACAGGCGGCUUCGGUCUCAUCGCGUUCUUCGUCAUGUCCGCAUACCCUGAGACCGCGCACUUCCUGACCGAAGAGGAGAAGCGCGUCGUCCUGCUCGCGAACGAGGCGGACCGCGCCCAGAAGGCCGGGGAGCACUUCAGCGGCAGGCAGAUCCGCUCCGCGUUCACCGACUGGCGCACCUGGCUAUGGGGGCUCGUGUACAUCACGAUCUACAUCCCCGUGUACAGCGUCAUCCUGUCGCUGCCGUCGGUCGUGACCGGCCUGGGCUACAAGGGCACGCAGGCGACGCUCAUGGCGUGCCCGCCGUACGGCCUGGGCUUCAUCAUCGUGCUGCUCGCGGGGUGGACGGCGGACCGGUACGGCAGGCUGUUCUACCACUACGUCGCCGCGAUCGUCGUCGUCAUCGUCGCGCUGAUCGUGCUCAUGACGGUCGAGAGCCUCGUCGUGCGCUAUAUCAUGUUCUUCCUCGUCAUGUUCAUGUUCAUCCCCGUCUCGGUCUGCUGGACGUGGCUCGGCAGCAACGUCGCGAGUUCGAACAAGCGCGCCGCAGCCCUCGGCAUUGUUUUCUCCCUCGGGAACAUCGGCGGCACGGUCUCCGGGCAGAUCUACCGCGCGGAGUGGGCGCCGCGGUACGUCCAAGGACACGCGAUCAACAUCGCGUGCUACGCGAUCGCGCUCGUCGCAGGCACUGCACUGUGGUGGAGCUACAAGACGGACAACGAGAGCCGCGAUCGCUCUGCGAACGAGACGGUGACACGGUCGAAGGAGCAUGACCUACUAGGAGAGGACUUGGGCGACCUGGGUGAUAGGUGCGUGUCUCGUCCCAAUCGCUGGAAAUCCAUCCCGUACUGA
Molecule: messenger RNA, 861 nt
Organism: Dichomitus squalens LYAD-421 SS1
Lineage: Eukaryota; Fungi; Basidiomycota; Agaricomycetes; Polyporales; Polyporaceae
Product: MFS general substrate transporter
Exons: 2
Biological process (GO): transmembrane transport
Cellular component (GO): membrane
Molecular function (GO): transmembrane transporter activity
Source: RefSeq, a predicted model, not a curated record